CUGUGCUGCGAAUAAUACAAACAUAACCAGCCCAAUUAACACCACCGUCAUUAUCGACUUAAAUUUGAAGCCGGUAGACGUACGAAUAAAAUUUUUCAGACGCCCCCUAUCGGCUGGUAAAAAAGUGAAAAUUAUUUGUGAGUCAAGUGGAUCUCGACCAUCUGCUCAAAUCACGUGGUGGAAGGAUAACAAACCAAUGUCCAGUAUUUUACGAAUGCCUCCCGAAAGCCAGAAUGUUACAAUUAGCGAGUUGACCUUUACGCCUUCCAGAGAAGACAAUGGGAAGGUAUUGAUGUGCACGUCUAACAACCCAAAGAUUCCAGGUAGCACCAUAGAAGACAAAUGGAAUCUUACAGUUUUCUAUAAACCAAAAGUGGUCAUAAAAUUAGGAGUAAACCAAGAUUCUUGGACAGUGGCAGAAGACAGAGACAUCCAUCUUCAAUGCGAAAUUGACGCCGUCCCUUCUAUAACCAGCAGUGGCUGGUAUUUUAACAAGCAGGCAAUCCAAAACGAUCAUUUGCAGAGAGUAACUGUCAGUAACCUAACACUGAUGAUCCAGCGAGUACAGCGCCAUCACAGUGGUUAUUACCGAUGUUUUGCAACCAAUGUUGAGGGCAGGGGAGAAAGUAAAAAUGUACUUAUCAAAGUAGAAUUUGCACCAAUCUGUAGUCAGGGUCAGAAGAAAGUUUAUGGGCUUUCGGUGAAUGAAACUGCUUUCGUCACGUGUCAAGUUGAAGCGGACCCUCCUGCCAUUUCUUUUCGUUGGAGUUUUAACAACUCGAAUGCUGGACAGGAGCUACUAAACUACAACAAUACCGAAGGCCUGAAGAGUGUGGCAUUUUUCACUCCAAAAGACAAACACGAUUAUUCGACGCUGUACUGCUGGGGAAGAAAUCACGUUGGGAUCCAGCGAGAGCCCUGUGUCUUCUCACUGGUGUUUAUUAGCCCUCCAGAGCCUUUAAAAAAUUGCACAAUUACUAACACGACGGUUGAUUCUAUCCAUCUGGAGUGUAUGGCUGGUUAUGAUGGUGGUUUACAGCAAUAUUUCUUCUUGGAGGUUUAUAACUCUCAACUGGAACGCCUAGCUGCCAAUAUUACGAGUCAUUCCAAGCCUGAGUUCCAUGUUUUUGAGCUACUGGAAGAAUCCCGUUUCAUCCUUCUCCUGUACUCUGCUAAUGCCAAAGGGAAAAGUUCUCCUGUAGCACUUACCGCAAAAACGAAACAAGUUACACCAAAGUAUAUUGGAGCAACGUCCAAUUUACUCCUGAGCCCCUUAGUUGGAGUGCUUAUUGGAACAGUAGGGUCUCUCAUUCUCAUUACCAUCAUCAUCACGGUAAUCAUCCGCUUGAGAAGCUAUGAUGCUGGCAAAGGUAAUGUAUGA
Messenger RNA from Limulus polyphemus (Atlantic horseshoe crab), 1381 nucleotides. Its product is annotated as nephrin-like. The record is from RefSeq and is a predicted model, not a curated record. The coding region runs from base 197 to 1381 and encodes 394 amino acids. Gene Ontology annotation, molecular function: protein binding. NCBI's taxonomy places the organism in Eukaryota, Metazoa, Arthropoda, Merostomata, Xiphosura, Limulidae. The transcript has 6 exons.